UCUGGCAGAGCCAUAUAUUUAAGCCAUUCGCAUGAUGGUUAAUGUGACAAGUUUUCUUCUCACAGCAAAAAUGCCUCGUGACCAGGAAGUCCUCUUGUUUGCUUUCCUCGCAUUCCUUGCUCUUAUUUGUUGUCUCCCUUUUGUUGCUUGUCAAUGCAACAAAAAUCCAGUGAUUUUCAAUUUUGGGGACUCAAACUCUGACACUGGUGGCUAUUCAGCUGCACUGGGAUUCAACUUCGGAUAUCCUGACGGGCGCGCCUUCUUCCAUCAACCAACUGGCCGACUAUGUGAUGGACGUUUAGUCAUUGACUUCCUGUGUGAAAGUCUGAAGACCAAUUAUUUGACUCCUUAUCUGGACUCAUUGGAACCUAACUUCACAAAUGGUGUUAAUUUUGCGAUCAGCGGCUCAGCCACUUUCCCAAGAUACGUCCCCUUCAGUUUGGACGUUCAGGUUCUUCAGUUCAGACGCUUUCACAACCGCUCUCUCGGGUUCCAGUCUAAGGGUUUCAAAAAUCUGGUUACCGAAGAGGAUUUCAGAAACGCACUUUACACAAUUGAUAUUGGACAAAAUGAUCUAACAGCUGCAUUUAACUCCCUCUCAUAUGCUGACGUUGUUGCAAAAAUCCCUUCUUUCAUCUCUGAAAUAAGGGAUGCUAUGUGGGCAAUAUACCUUGUUGGAGGAAAGAAUUUCUGGGUGCAUAAUACAGGGCCACUGGGUUGUUUGCCUGAAAAGCUUGGCACGAGAAAAACCAACGCCACAGAUUUUGAUAAGUAUGGAUGCAUUAAGUCUCUGAACGAUGGUGCAAAAGUAUUCAAUGCCAAGCUAGACGGUCUUUGUCAAGAACUGCGGCAACAGAUGAAGAAUGUUAGUAUUGUGUACGUGGAUAUGUACUCCAUCAAAUAUGAUCUCAUUGCCAAUUCUGCUGCGUAUGGUUUCAAGAAUCCACUAAUGGCAUGUUGUGGGUACGGUGGAGCGCCGUACAACUACAAUCCGGACAUCAAGUGCCGGGACAGAGGAUACGAGGUGUGCGAGCAAGAGUUGGCAUACAUAAGCUGGGAUGGAGUUCAUUACACGGAGACUGCCAAUGCAAUUAUUGCCUCUAAAAUACUCUCGACCAACUACUCUGUACCUCCUCUUGGCUUCAACUUCUUCUGUAACAAAGCUUGAACUUUCUGCAAAUUAAAGCAAUCAUCAAUAAAAGGAGUGUUGUUGGAUUAA
This is a messenger RNA of Sesamum indicum (sesame), 1219 nucleotides long. Its product is annotated as GDSL esterase/lipase At1g09390. The record is from RefSeq and is a predicted model, not a curated record. Gene Ontology annotation, molecular function: hydrolase activity, acting on ester bonds. NCBI's taxonomy places the organism in Eukaryota, Viridiplantae, Streptophyta, Magnoliopsida, Lamiales, Pedaliaceae.